AUGGCUUCAGGCGCCCCCGAUUCAUCUUCCACCACUCUCCCUAAUUCCGAAAAGCCACAGGCAAACGAUCCUUCUAAAAGCGGCUACGACCCGAGCGCGAAAUGGAGCAACUACUGGAACCUACUCACAGGGCGCAUGUCAACCUCGGGCGUUGAAGAAUUCCGAGAAGACGAGGCGAAAAGAACCGAAGUGCGGGACUGCAAUAACUGCGACGAGUGGCGGGAUUGGUGUUUCAAAUACUCACCCACGGUCAUAUUUCUCAAGAAGAACAUCGAGUCGUUGAAUGGCGAUUUGAAUGCGACGAAUGUUCGCUGCAGGAGAUGCCCGGCGAGGAGGGAUGAGGAGGGCAAGAUACAUCGGCAGGGCGGAGGAUUCAGCCCUGAUUCGGGCAUUCUGAUCUGUGCGAAUGAGAUGCGAGAUAGGAAACAUUUGGAGGAUACUUUGGCCCACGAGAUGGUGCACGCGUGGGACCACUUGAGGUGGAAGGUUGAUUGGGCGGAUUUGAGGCACGCUGCUUGUACAGAGAUUCGGGCUUCGAGUUUAAGCGGAGAGUCAACACCAAAACUGCGUAAGGAGGAGGGCGGUUUUAUCGGUCAUGGCUCGACCCUCUUGUAA
Messenger RNA from Venustampulla echinocandica, 615 nucleotides. RefSeq names its product putative Mitochondrial inner membrane protease atp23. The transcript has 3 exons. The record is from RefSeq and is a predicted model, not a curated record. Gene Ontology annotation, biological process: mitochondrial proton-transporting ATP synthase complex assembly; mitochondrial protein processing. Gene Ontology annotation, cellular component: extrinsic component of mitochondrial inner membrane. Gene Ontology annotation, molecular function: metalloendopeptidase activity. NCBI's taxonomy places the organism in Eukaryota, Fungi, Ascomycota, Leotiomycetes, Helotiales, Pleuroascaceae. The coding region runs from base 1 to 615 and encodes 204 amino acids.